This is a messenger RNA of Striga asiatica, 1356 nucleotides long. NCBI's taxonomy places the organism in Eukaryota, Viridiplantae, Streptophyta, Magnoliopsida, Lamiales, Orobanchaceae. The record is from the annotation of a GenBank genome assembly.
UUCGAAUAUGGAAAAGCUUAACUAGAACAAGGAAAGUCCCAAGCUAAGGAAUUUGCUCUAGGGCGGGUUGAGAAUAUAUAUAAUUUCAACCGGUGCUUUUUCUCUCUUAGCCACCAACUUAAAUUUCCAAUUAUGCCCUCGAUCAAGAAAGUAGCAUCCGCCGAGAUUUACCCGCCAAGUUCUCCGCCGCCGUUCCUGGUGGUAAGAAAGUACGAGGAAGAGAGUGACAAGGCGGCUGUAGAGGAGCUCGAGCGGCGGUGUGAAGUGGGCCAGCCUGGAAAACCGUCUCUGGUCACCGACCUCAUGGGAGACCCGGCUGCGAGAGUUCGUAAUUUCACGUCACACGUUAUGCUGGUUGCUGAGUAUGGAGGUGAAAUUGUUGGAGUCAUAAGGGGCUGCAUAAAAACUGUGACAAAUGGAAAGAAAAUGUCAAGCACUCAAAUCCCAGUCUAUGUGAAGUUGGCUUACAUUCUUGGCCUCAGAGUUUCAUCCACACACAGGAGGCUCGGUAUCGGCACAAAACUCGUUCACGAAUUGGAAAAAUGGUGCAGACAAAACGGUGCACAAUAUGCAUACAUGGCUACAGAAUACAGCAACCAACCUUCUCUAAAUUUGUUCACGAAGAAAUGCAACUACAUAAAAUUUCGCAAUCCCACCGUAUUAGUACAACCCGUUCAUCUACACUCCAAGCCAUUAUCCUCCGAUGUAAUGAUCAUUCAGAUUCCACCGCAGCUGGUGGAACUAGUCUAUCGAGACAUAUUUGCAAACUCUGAGUUCUUUCCGAAAGACAUUGAAUGUCUACUGAGAAACAAACUCAGUCUAGGCACUUUCAUGGCCUUACCAAAGAAAUCCCUCUCCAAAUGGAACCAUAACACUGACAAGUUGCCAUCUUCUUUUGCUAUCCUUAGUGUUUGGGACACUAAGGAGGUUUACCGGUUGCAAGUGAAGGGCGUAUCGGUCAUAACGCAUGUCGCGUGCCUAGGGACCAGGGUUUUGGAUGCCAUGGUUCCAUGGCUAAAAAUCCCAUCUUUCCCUAAUGUGUUUGAGAAUUUUGGAUAUUAUUUCUUGUACGGGCUCUACAUGCAAGGCCGGGAAGGGUCUCGACUAAUGAGAAAUUUGUGCAAAUUCGCGUAUAAUAUGGCUAGAGCGGAUGUCGGUUGUAGGGUCGUGGUGGCCGAGGUAGGGCAAAUGGACCCUGUAAGAGAGGCCAUUCCACAUUGGAAGAAGCUUUCUUGGGACGAGGAUGUUUGGUGCAUAAAGCCACUUUUUGGGCAAGUUAAGGAAAAUAAUUACCAUGAAUGGUAUAGGUCUUCGGUGUCUUCUUCAGUUAUAUUUGUUGAUCCGCGUGAUAUUUGA